This is a messenger RNA of Symbiodinium sp. CCMP2456, 507 nucleotides long. The record is from the annotation of a GenBank genome assembly. Lineage: Eukaryota; Dinophyceae; Suessiales; Symbiodiniaceae.
AUGCAGAUCUUCCUGCAAACAAUGGCGGGCAAGAUGAUUUCGUUGUCGGUGGAGCCGUCGGAGACAAUCAAAUCAGCGAAGGCGCGAGUCCAAGAGGCUGAGGGGCUGAUCACGUCACAACAGCAAUGGGUCUGGUGUGGAGAGAAGCUGUCGGAUCGACUCAGCUUUGAAGAUUACGAGAUGCAGGCAGAUUCCACUAUUGAUUUGAUAUUGUCGAAGCAGAAGGUUCAGAUCUCCGUCCGCACGUUCGAUGGCAAUUUUCUACGCCUCGAGACAGAGUCCUGUUCUUCAGUCGAGGAGCUCAAAAACCAGAUCGAAGAAGCUUCGCCCGGCUGCUUCAAGGACGUGGCACCGGAGUAUCGCGCCUGGGUCUUCCAGGGGAAAUCACUCGAGGACGGCCGCCACCUCUCAGAUUACGGCAUAGAAUCAGGCAGCACUGUCUGGCUUGCAGCUCGCAAGGUUGCCAGGGGAGCACUGUCAGAAGCUUCAGCAGAGCCGCCCAAAUAG